AUGAUAAGUACAAGCACAUUCAAAGAUAAACUCAUCAAAAUAUUUGCUCCCUCUAUUUUCUAUGCUCUUCCACCAAUAUCUCUAAUUUGCCUAUAUUUUUACCUUCACUCAUUUGCUCCAUUUUCCACUCCUAUCACUCACCACUCUACACUUUAUGCUUCUAUACCUAAAGAAAAGGAAAAAGCUUAUGAGAACACAUGUGACUAUUCCAAUGGCACAUGGAUUCAUGACAAUAGGUCUCCUUUGUAUAAUGGAACAACAUGUAAGAUCAAGAAAAGUCAAGAUUGCAUACUCAAUGGAAGGCCUAACUCAAGCUACCUUCAUUGGAGAUGGAAACCAAGUGAGUGCCAUCUACCAAUUUUUGAACCAAACACUUUUCUCAAACUUAUCAACAACAUGCACAUAGCUUUUGUUGGAGACUCUUUAGCUAGGAACCAAAUUGAGUCACUUAUUUGCUUACUAUCCACUACUUCAAAACCUAAACGUGUCUACCAUCUUGGCUCUAGAAAGUGGUACUUUGCAUCUCAUAAUGCAAACUUGUCUUUCUAUUGGUCACCAUUUCUUGUCAAGGGUGAUCAAAAAAAAUCCAAAGGGCCUAAUUAUAAUAGAAUCUAUUUGGAUCAUGUAAAUGAGAGAUGGGCUAGGGAUAUAGAUCAAAUGGACUUGAUUGUGUUAUCAUUUGGUCAUUGGUUUAUGGUUCCUUCAAUUUACUAUGAGGGUGAUUUUGUUAUAGGUUGUUUAAAAUGUCAUGAUUUAAAAUUUAAUUACACUGAUAUUGGCUUUUAUGUUCCAAUGAGAAAGGCUUUAAGGACUGCCAUUAAUAGUAUAAUGGAGAGAAAAGUUUCUAGGGGAAAUGGAAUUGAUGUGAUUGUAAGAACAUUUUCACCAUCUCAUUUUGAAGGUGAUUGGGAUAACAGAGGCACUUGUUCAAAGAGUGAGCCAUAUGGAAAUGAGGAGAAGAAGCUUGAAGGGAUGGAUGCUGAGAUAAGAAGUAUUCAGAUAGAGGAAUUGGAAAAUGCUAAGGCAAAAGCAAAACAAUUUGGACUUAAUUUGGAGGUACUUGAUAUAACAAAGUUGGCAUUGUUGAGACCGGAUGGUCAUGCAGGUGCUUAUAUGAAUCCCUUUCCAUUUGCUAAUGGGAUUCCAAAGCAUGUACAAAAUGAUUGUCUUCAUUGGUGUUUACCUGGAGUCGUAGAUACUUGGAAUGAGAUUUUUUUGGAGAUGAUGAAGAAAGGAAAAGACCAUCCACAGGUUGAAAAGUGA
Molecule: messenger RNA, 1263 nt
Organism: Vicia villosa (hairy vetch)
Lineage: Eukaryota; Viridiplantae; Streptophyta; Magnoliopsida; Fabales; Fabaceae
Product: xyloglucan O-acetyltransferase 1-like
Exons: 2
Coding region: 1-1263 (420 amino acids)
Cellular component (GO): Golgi apparatus
Molecular function (GO): O-acetyltransferase activity
Source: RefSeq, a predicted model, not a curated record